GGUGAGGACUGUGGGAAAGCAGUGUGCCGUUGGAGGCAGAAGAGGAUUCUCUGUCUGUCUGUGUCCAUGUCUCUGUUCUGUUCCCGGCUUCAUUCCUACAAAGACCGCCGAUGUCCCUCCUGCUGUUCUGCCUCUGGAAUUAAGUCAGCUGGAUUACGACUCGGACUCUCAGCUUAUUAUUCCGCGCUGCCACAUUUAAAUGGGAGGCAAAGUUGGACCUCCGUGGACUGCACGAAUGGUGACAAACAGUUUGAUUCUUCUUGCGCUUUUAAAUGCUUCCUAGCAUUCAAAAUGACUUCACUUUUCUUCAGUAAAAGCGUUUUUAUAUGUAAAAUCAUUUCGGCUGCUUCCUUUUGGGGUUGUGCAGUCAGAGGAUAGGUUAGUUAUUUUACUAUAUAUAUUUUUGGAACUUGGCUAUUGAGGUUUAAUUCAAUGUGUAAGAUGAGUGGGGAGGAGGGGUAGAAAAUGAUGAUUUAACCUUUCUGAAAGUCCGUCACUCUAGCCUUGGUCUUUCUGUUAUUUUACAAAAAAAAUGAAAAUGUAACUGUGGCAGAGUUGCGUGUGCUCUGUUAGGGUCAUAUAUUUUUAUUUUUGGUCAGAGUGAAGGCUUUUUAAUGGGCUGCAGGUGAACGUGCCACUCAUCCUGUUCUUUACUCUCCAAGGGAACCCUCCAACUAAACUCUUCCCUGUUAACCCAUUUAAACGCCCCGAUCUCCCCUGUGGGGGAUUCUCUGGACCGUCUGUCCUACUCUAGUUUUUGGAGGAAAGCUAAACGCCAAACCAGUAAGGGGGGGAGGGGGGGAUACUGGGAACAAAGAACACCCCCCUCCCAAAAGGUGAGAGGGGGGGAAGAUGGCAGCUCUCGCCAGCUCACUCAUUAGACAGAAACGGGCGGUGAAGGAGGACCCAGCUAACCGACCGGUAGCCAACAAGCGCAAGCCCUGUCCCAAGAGCAACAAGUCGCUGUGCCAGAAGCAGAUCCUGGUCCUGAUCUCCAAAGUACGACUCUGCGGGGGUCGAAAAGCUCGAAACGAUAAAAGACCAGAGCCACAGCUGAAAGGCAUAGUUACUCGGCUAUACAGCCAACAUGGAUACUACCUGCAGAUGCAGCCUGACGGCACCAUGGACAGCACAAGGGAUGAAGGCAGCUCAUUUUCACAGUUCAACUUAAUUCCAGUAGGACUGCGGAUCGUUGCAAUACAGGGUGCAAAGACAGGAUUAUACCUCGCCAUGAAUAGUGAGGGAUACCUUUAUACCUCGGAGCACUUCACUCCGGAGUGUAAGUUCAAGGAGAGUGUAUUCGAGAACUACUACGUCACGUACUCUUCCAUGCUGUAUCGCCAGACCCAGUCUGGCCGCUCCUGGUAUAUCGGUAUCAACCGUGAUGGCCAGGUCAUGAAGGGCAACCGCGUGAAGAAGACCAAAGGAGCAGCUCACUUCCUGCCUAAAGUUAUUGAGGUUGCGAUGUAUAAGGAGCCAUCGCUACACGAGCUUGCUGCCGAACCAGUGAGUCCUCCCCGGAAGACAGUGAAGACAUCCGAUUCGCCGUCCCGGAAGAACGGUCGGAAAGAAGCUCCCAAGGCUGACGCGUCAUAGCACAGAGAGAGUGAGGGCGGGACAAAGGGCAGCAGCGACGCUGGGAAUCCAGCCGCCCGUUAUGCACUGAGGGCGGCUGAGGGAACGGCCCUCACCGACCACCACAUUCCAGAAGUGCACUAGCAGACGCUGGGGGGGGGGGCGAAGGGGUCAGAGGUCCAUCAGCAGCCACGGAGGCCUGAGAGAGGAGAUCCCCCCCCCCUUCACCUGUCAGGAAGCCCUCGGCCUUCUCCGUCCCCCUGUGACUUCCUAACGCACAGUCUCCUCCGUUUCUCUGUCAGGCUCAAGGUUCUUUGUCCCACUGACGAUUUCAUCUUCUCUCACAACUCUCUAUUGUCCUGUGUAUUCACUACUUACGCAUUCCCAGCGCUGACUCUGCAUCAUAAUCCUCACCCCCGGGUCCCCGCUUGAGCCCUAAAGUUGGUGACAGUGUGGCUCCGGGAAGCUUUCCGCCCACCAUCUGCCGUACAGCUAAGUUAAUCACAGAGGUCAACUAAAGCGCAGAGUGAGAUAAAACUGCUCACAGAGGAAUGUUAUCCGCAGGGAUCCUGGGUCAGGUCAGGUCAGCUGAAGAAAAUGAGGGUGUGAGAAAGCUAUAGCUAUAUUUAAACAUAAAAUAUAAUUAUUUUGUUAUUAUUAUUAUUAUUUAUUUAUUUUUAUUUGAAUAUAUUAGAAAAAUACUGUGAUAGAAACUCAAAUUCCUGACAGGCUGAAUGGAAAUGGACAUUGAUAAGGAAAAAGGAAAAAGAUGACAACAAUGCUCAAAUCAUCAUCAAGUCCAAAACAUUAGCAAGGUGGUGAUGAUAAGGAUAAAAACAUGAUUCAUGAAGAAUUCCACAAGCCAUAUAAAAGUAUGUAUGAAGGUCAGAGGCACAGCUUGUUAAGUGUCGGAUAAAAACAAAAAUAUGAUAUUUAAGAAAAUUCUAUUCUUCCUGGGAAGACGAGCCAUAAACACCAGUUCAGAGUUCAACUGAGCAAUAAUGCACCAAGAAGCCAGAAGAUGACUCAAGUGCAGGAGGGCGACGCUUGUGUUAGAAUAACAGUAAUAAUAAUAACAUAGAAAUUGGUAAUGUUUUAAAUCCGUGGUAGAUCUGAACUCCAUCGCCUGUAAAAAGAAAGGAGCCAUAGUGUACACUUCACUCAGCAUCUGCUGUCAGCAUGAAGCCAGGUUUGAAGCCCAACAUCAAAGGCAGAGGAGCCUCUGAGCUGGAGCACUUGUUAUUCUGAGGAUGUCUGGCAGCUUAUCCACUCACUUGCUUUAUCAAAUCACCUUGGAAGAAUCGCCCCUCAAAAAUGUAGUUGUCUGAGUGAAUGUUUUGUUUGCGUUUGAACCCCGUGAGUCUGACUAAAUGGAUGCACUGUGUGCAAAAAAGAGCCGGUGCAGAGGACAGAUACGGAGAUAAUGUGGGCAACCUACCGUGUCCUUGAGACGGGGCACGACGCUGUGUCUUUGAUUUCUGUCAAUCUGUGAUACCAGGGCGAACGUCCGCCCAGCGUAUAUACUUGACAUGUAGGAAUCCUAAAACAUAAAGGGAAAUCCUCACAUGGUACUUCAUGGAUGUAAUAUUUUCAAUCAACUAAUAUUUGGGUUUGCAACGGGUCUCUCAAUCCAACAUUUCCAGUAAAACAUGCAAUGACCUGAGGCUGACUGAAUGGGAGCAGUCAGGGUCUUUGCCUUGUAAUGUUGACACUCGGCCUCGCUCGGGUCACCCACUGAGGAUAAAUAAAUGUCCCCACAAUGUUCAGUCAAAUGUGAAUUUGCAUAGAUACCAUUACCAAACAAAGACACCAGUGAGCCCCUUGUUGAGUCAGGCAAGAGCAACGCUGGCAAACUGUAAGAAUACUCAUUAUAUAGACGCUAGCAGUCACAGGUAAUCUCGAAGAGGUUCACGGCAUUGGCACGGGGUCCGAUUGGAAUGGAAACAUAAUGUGAAACGUGAGGCUUUAUGAACCGUGAGCGAGAGACAGUGUGUUGAACUGCGAAGACGUCGGUGCAUGGAGGCAGAUAUUUAGAAAGCGUGAAGGAUUAGCAGGUGUAUUCUUGAGGAAUGUUGAUAAGGAAUUUCUGCAGUAGAGUAAGCAAAAUUCUUGGCAGGGUUUUAUGCGGCAUCUGGAUAUGAUAAUUAACGUAAGACAAAGAGGCAUGCAAGGCACUGUGAGCUAUUUAUGACUGGGGGUCUAUGGAGGAAAUUAGUAAGAGCUUUACAUUUUUUAAGUAAGUCUUCAAAUUUCUGGGCUUUUCCAAGAGGAAUAUCAUUCAGUACAAAUUUAGAUGUUCUGUCCUUGUAGCAGAUUUUGCAUCGCAGACCUACAAAUCUCUAUUUUUGAAAAGCCAGCGCUUCCAGCUCUCCAGUGGAUUUGGUACAACCUAGAAUGCUUUCUAACUGUGCACAAACUGAACGAAAUCAAAGUGAGUGCACAGUACGUAGUAUACAAUGCUUGAGGCUUUUUUUAGUAGUCACUACUCACACAGUUUUUAAUGUUUGCGUAUUCCAUCUGGGAGCUUCUUCACGGCACAUUACAUUUCAAAGUUGAUAAGUCCACUCUAUAAAAGGAAAGUAUUUGGAGUUGCAAAGCAGGGAGUGAGUGACAGCAAGGGAAUAUUUGUUCUUCCCCUCUUGGUUUAAACAGUAACGCUGCACCUUAUGAUUACUUCCUUUAUCACUUUAUCUCUACUAUAGCAUCUAUUUUUCUCUAGCAUCUUUUUGCUACAAAAAAUAUUUAUCCAUUAGAAAAUGAGUUGUGCAUUAAUUUCCUUUAUUGACUAAUAAUCUUUUGACUUAUAGACUUAUAGACUAAUUGUUGCAGCUCUACGUCACAUUAAAGAGGAUAGAGAGUAUUUAAACAUAUGGAUCUCACCAUGAAACUUGAUAUAAUUGUUACUUUAUCAUGUUAAACAUUAGAGAGAUAGAAAUCCUCCAUAGGUUUCUUUCUGAAUAGUGACCAGUGACCUUACUAACGUAACACAGAAGAAGGCCCCAGUAAGUUUUUAAAAGGUGAAACCGCAAGUCAACCAGAAAGGAACAGAGAAUGUUGAGCAGCAGACUGUUAAGUGAAGAAUGAAGUGACAUGUCGGACAGAGAAAAGUAUGUUUUUACGCUGAAUGUAAAAUACAGGAUGUGUGGAGGCAACAGGAAGUAAAAUAACCGAAUGUAAUGUAAAAGCUACGGGAGAAAUAGUCCCACGUGAGGUAAAUGAUAUGCUCGCUAGAUGUUAUGUGGUUUGAAGACGUCGGAAAGUGCAAUGUGAAAAUGCGUUUACCUUGAAGAGCUAACAGCGAGGUGAUGACAUGGACAAUGAAAGCACAGAUGCGGUUUGCGUGCCCACGCAUGAGAGAUUUGAAGUCGUUAUCCCUUUCCAACACAGCCUACAGAAUCUACAGCCCAUUCACUUUUCCUUUCAACACUACAUAUCUGUGUAGGUGUAUAUACUUGCAGUGUGUCUGCAAAGUCAUUGUGUGUGUGUGUGCAUCUAUGAUUGAGAGUUAGAUAAGACAAGACAGAGCGGCAAGGAGUAAAGAAAAGGGCAGGAGAUUGAAACAAUGAUCGAUAGACUCAAUAAAACCCAAACGAGAGAAGAGCCACUCUGCGAUGGGUGAAAUAAAAUUUCCCCAAGGUCUGCCAGAGACAGCCAGAUCCAUUUGCUCAUAAUGAACUCAGAGCGCUGCUGUUUGAUUUCUUACAGUAAACUCAACAAAAGAAGUUGUUUUUUUGUCUCAGGGUGAGAGACGGUGUCUUCCUGUUUGUAAAUGUGGAAAAAUCAGCAGCCAUACUGUUAAUGUUCGACCAGCGUAGUGGAGAUGUAAAACUUUUAUUGCACCGGACAACAGCUACCAACAUAAAAGGGAAGUAUUUGGAUACAAUUCCUGGUAGCAUUUGAUUUGAAGUGUAUUACAAAGAACCAAUGCAUCUUUAAUUUAUAAAGCACAAGAUUUUAUUUUUUGUCUUCUCUCAACUAGUGGCAAAAAUGUUGAGAACUUUGAAUGAUGCUCCGGUCUCAUUUGCCAUCACCCCAAACUAUUCUCAUGAAGAACUUAAAAACAGAACCUUGUGAUCAUAGAAGCUCUGCAAAAACACUAUAUUCUCAUAUGUUGUGACUGCCGUAAUUUGCAGUCGGUGUCGGGUGGUACAUUGUCCCAGAUACAGCUCCAAACAAGCUCAAACCAUAUUGCAUACUGCCAUGCUCACCAUGCAAAUUGUCCUACUCCAGAGAGAAUUUGUCUAUAAGUGUCUCCCUCUAAUGGAGAAACUUGGUUGCUAAAAUGUAACCCUGUUAAUGAACAGCACAAAGAAACACUGUAUGGUUUGUAAGCAUACAACUCAAAACAUCUAAACUAAAAUCUAAUCACAAUCAACGUCGCUUUAGUGUGCUGAGAUACUCUCAUUUUCCUGCGAUUCAUAAUGAAGUUCUGUUGUUUACACCCUGCUGUAAUGGGAUGAUAGCUAUCAUAAUGGGUUCCUGAUGUGGUUACAAAGCCUUGUUAUGCUUCAUGUGCAACACUUCCAAAUGCGACAGCUCCUUACACUUGGAUUGGUGCUCUCCUACUGGAUUAGUGUCAUUUCAGUUUUUAGUAGAUAAAACAAAUAGUUACUGAUCGUAUACGAUAGUAUUCUUACCAAACAAUUGUAUGCAGUAAAUACAUAACACUUGAUUUGAAAAACUUUAUUGUUGUGUUUUUUUCUGCAAAGAACUCAAGAAGGAUUCAAAAUUGUGGACACAAACUUUUUUUACCAAUGAAUAACAAAAAAAAACUAAUAAAAGACAAAAAGGUUAAUCAGUCCUCAAAUUACAUUCAAAUUAGAUUCAAAAUUGAAAGCAUGACACUUUGCUGAUUAAAUAAGAUUGUGAUCUCUAUAUAAUGUAACAGCAUGCUUUCAGACAACAAAACCUGUCCGGAGGGCCUAAAUGUACGGAAUGCUGCCAGUUGACAUGUAUGUUAAGUCAAUAACACAUUAGUAUAUAUCAGAUGUACUAUGUCAGGUCUAUUCUUUUCACAAAUGUAUUUUAAAUAAUCGGUGUAGAGGACUUGAUUUUAUUGUCGUUGAGUUGUUCUACUUUGUCAUGUUUCCAUCUUAAUGCAAACUUCUCCGAAUUGUUGUUACUGUCCAGAUCUUCCCUUUGGUUUCUUCCUAUUUGGAUGGAAGCCCCCCACCCCCCACCAGUGAACUGAACCCAAACUGACUCCACUGUGUAACAGAGUUGUGUUUGUGACAGAUUCCGUGUAUUCAACAUGCGUCUCGUGAUGCGCAGCAAUGACCCUGGUGGUCUCAGAGUAACGGUCACACAAGUCUUCCAGGAAACUUCCCCAAGCUCUCUCUCUCUCUCUCUCUCUCUCUCUCCUACUCUUAUGAACUUUUAUUUCCACUCAAUCUUCUUGUCUUCGAUACAAAAAAGAAAGAAAAAAAAGAAGAAAAAAAAAUAACAACGAAAAAAAAAAAGCCAUGAAUAGAAAUGAGUCUUGAGCGAGUCGUCAGGCACCUCCCGAGUGCCACCAGGGGUUUAGACACAUGUUGGACUCCUUGCAAUAAGAGACUAAGCGAGGGGCUGGGAACAUGCUGGCCUUUUGGGCCACUGUGGGAAGCAUCAAAGAGGAAUGAAGACCAGCAAUAUGCAAUGAGAACAACCAGCCUGCACUCAAGGAAAAGAAACUAACAGGCUAACAAACAAUCAGGAUUUGCAGGCUACAAAUAACUGCUAAUUGUCUAGACUGACAAAGGGAUUUUAUUUUGCAAAGCAUGCAUACGUCACGGUUCUUUGGCUCAUUAUGGGAUGAAUCCUUCUCAGAAUCUAGACACAAGCCCCUCGAUUCACCCUCUCUCCAUUUCCGCCAUCAGACCUGUGUAAAUUUCCACCAUAACUCCUACACGAUUUGUAAGGAGAUGUCUUAUUCUUGAGUAUUAUUCAAUAAAAUAACAAUAUAUUUGUACCAUUGUAAGCACUGUGGUGCACUUA
Molecule: messenger RNA, 7548 nt
Organism: Gasterosteus aculeatus aculeatus (three-spined stickleback)
Lineage: Eukaryota; Metazoa; Chordata; Actinopteri; Perciformes; Gasterosteidae
Gene: fgf11b
Product: fibroblast growth factor 11b
Molecular function (GO): growth factor activity
Source: RefSeq, a predicted model, not a curated record